CUUGUUCAGCUACCGUUCAUCCAUCCAUCAGAACGGCAUCAUUCGAGCGGCAUCGUCUCCAUAGCCACAAGUGCACAAGAAACCACGUAGAACGGUUUUCAGCGGAAACUGAUUGGUGGUAGGCCAUGGCCGGAGCCUACGUGCGCACGGCGGUCGUGCUCGCGCUCGGCUGCCUACUGCUGGCCGCCGUCGGCGCGGACGCCCUGGAGCCGAGCGGCUGGGUGAGGGCGCACGCCACCUUCUACGGCGGCAGCGACGGCUCCGGCACCAUGGGUGGUGCGUGCGGGUACGGGAACCUGUACGCGCAGGGGUACGGGACGAGGACGACGGCGCUGAGCACGGCGCUCUUCAGCGACGGCGGCGCGUGCGGGCAGUGCUACAAGGUGGUGUGCGACCGCAAGACGGACAAGACGUGGUGCAAGCCCGGCGUGUCCGUCACCGUCACCGCCACCAACUUCUGCCCGCCCAACUGGGACCUCCCCAGCGACAAGGGCGGCUGGUGCAACCCGCCGCGCCCCCACUUCGACAUGGCGCAGCCCGCCUGGGAGAAGAUCGGCGUCUACCGCGGCGGCAUCAUCCCCAUCAUCUACCAAAGGGUGCCGUGCGUGAAGAAGGGCGGGGUGAGGUUCACCAUCAGCGGCCACGACUACUUCCAGCUGGUGCUGCCGACCAACGUGGCGGCGGCCGGCUCCGUCAGGGCCAUGGACGUCAGGGGCUCCAAGUCCGGCGACUGGAUGGCCAUGGCGCACAACUGGGGCGCAAACUGGCACUCCCUCGCCUACCUCAACGGCCAGGGGCUCUCCUUCAGGGUCACCAUCACCGACGGCCAGACGCUCGUCUUCUCCGACGUGGUGCCGCGCACCUGGAGGUUCGGCCAGACCUUCUCGAGUAACCUGCAGUUCAAGUGAUCGAGGAGCGUUGACGACGUGCGGCGUACGUGCGUGAAGAUGAACUUAGACAUCCAAAUUACUUCAUCUUCACGCCGUGGUCUAAAUAGUUGCUAUACAGCUUGGAUGUGUUGGGUGGUUGAUUUACUUUUCUUGUAUCGGAUUGUGUGCUUGCUUAAAAGUUCAAAGUACAUGCACACUGGCUUGCAUGUGUGAUGUACAUAAAGAGAUGGAUUAUCGUUUAUGUCUGUGAGAAUUUCAGUGAAUUAAGUUUUGUAACACCAUUAUUCA
This is a messenger RNA of Hordeum vulgare subsp. vulgare (domesticated barley), 1178 nucleotides long. RefSeq names its product expansin-A13-like. The transcript has 3 exons. Bases 126 to 908 code for a protein of 260 amino acids. Gene Ontology annotation, biological process: plant-type cell wall organization. The record is from RefSeq and is a predicted model, not a curated record. Lineage: Eukaryota; Viridiplantae; Streptophyta; Magnoliopsida; Poales; Poaceae. Gene Ontology annotation, cellular component: extracellular region.